Frankliniella occidentalis (western flower thrips) is the source of this 807-nucleotide messenger RNA. Its product is annotated as luciferin sulfotransferase. Gene Ontology annotation, cellular component: cytoplasm. Gene Ontology annotation, molecular function: sulfotransferase activity. NCBI's taxonomy places the organism in Eukaryota, Metazoa, Arthropoda, Insecta, Thysanoptera, Thripidae. Gene Ontology annotation, biological process: sulfation. The record is from RefSeq and is a predicted model, not a curated record.
UGCAAAGCCGACGAUAUGGUGCCCUUUCAGUGCAACAUUGUUGUGUGUUGUGGUGGUCGUAAGAUGAGCUCGGCGCCUGCGAGGCUCGGGGUAGGCCACACCGCAGUACUCGCAUGCACUCGAGUUUUCACGGCCAUGGGCGCAGCGGACGACGCGCGCCGUCUGGGACCGGCCGGGUGCAAGGUGGCCGAGCAGUGCGGUUCGGACAUGAUGCCCCCCGCGAACGUGGCCGUCGGCCAGGGCGGUUGGGCGCUCUCGGACAACUUCCUCAAGUACCGCGACGCCAUCCGGGACAUGGAGGUCCGCCCUUCGGACAUCUGGGUCCUGUCCUUCCCCAAGUGCGGUACGACGUGGACCCAGGAGAUGGUGUGGCUGCUGGGCAACAAGUGCGACACGGAGACCGCGAGGAGCACGCCCCUCGCCUUCCGCUUCCCGUUCCUGGACUUCACACCUCUAGGCAUUCCGGAGGGCGAGGACUUUGUCGACACCGUCGAGAUCGUCGCUGGCCUCCCCCGUGACCAGCCCCGUUUCAUCAAGAGCCACCUGCCCCUCGAGUUCCUUCCCAAAGACCUGCUCAAAGUAAACCCCAAGCUCAUCUACGUGGCCAGGGACCCUCGGGACGCGUUCGUGUCGUACUUCCACCACUACCGCAUGAUCAACUCGUACAACGGCGACAUGGACGACUUCUUCGAGGCGCUGCUCGCCGACGAGGUGCUGUUCGCGCCCUUCUGGAGGCACGUGCUCGAGUUCUGGGCGCUCAGCGGCCGGGACAACUUCCUGUUCAUCACCUUUGAGGAGAUGAAGAAG